UGGCUCCAGGCGCAGUUCCGGCGCGCACCCACUGUAGGUGGUGUCCCCAGGGGUGGGCCUGGGGGCAGGUGUCUGUAUCCGACUGGCGCUUGGCAGGGGGUGUCCUCCGACGCGUGCGCGCGGCAUGGCCGCGGCCGCAGGCGCCAUGGACGUGGACUAUGAGUUGUCGCAGCAGCUCCAGGGUCACGAGAGCCAGGUGAGAUGCGUGGCAGUCCUCAGCGAGCAGAUGCUGGUCUCUGGCGGCCUCGACUCGCAGGUGAUCAUGUGGAAGCGGCCACGCAUGGAACACGGCUUGGGCCCCUUCGAGCUGCACAAGAAGCUGGGGCACCACUCAGACUUCGUCUACGCGCUGGCGCCCUCGCACUCCAGCGCCGGCGCGUUCUACUCGGGCUCCAAGGAUCGAACAGCCGUCCGGGUGGACAAGGAGGGCAAUCCUGUGAUGCAAUACGUCGGCCACGAGGGGCCCGUGUGCUCCGUCGUGGAGCGGGGCCAGCAGCUGAUCACCGGCGCGUGGGACGGCACCGCCAAGGUGUGGGACACCGCCACUGGGGAACUGAAGCACAGCCUGGACGCGGGCUCCCACGCCGUGACGGUGGCCGUGUUGCCCACUGGAGAGAUCGUCACAGGGUCGCAGGACUUGGACCGCUCGCUGCGCGUGUUCCGAGGAGCGGAGUGCAUCACCACGGUGAAGGAGGCCCACGGCGACAUUAUCCGCGGGAUCUCCGCCUCGUCAGCGCACGUCGUGACCUGCUCCAACGACAACUGCCUGAAGGUGUGGUCGUUCGACGGCUGCGAGAUGGGCAAGCUGGCGGGCCACGCGUCCUUCGUGUACGGGGUGGCGCACUCCGCGGACGGAAAGACGGUC
This is a messenger RNA of Prorocentrum cordatum, 865 nucleotides long. The record is from the annotation of a GenBank genome assembly. Lineage: Eukaryota; Dinophyceae; Prorocentrales; Prorocentraceae.